Molecule: messenger RNA, 2940 nt
Organism: Anguilla rostrata (American eel)
Lineage: Eukaryota; Metazoa; Chordata; Actinopteri; Anguilliformes; Anguillidae
Gene: ercc3
Product: excision repair cross-complementation group 3
Exons: 15
Coding region: 147-2507 (786 amino acids)
Biological process (GO): transcription initiation at RNA polymerase II promoter; nucleotide-excision repair
Cellular component (GO): transcription factor TFIIH holo complex; transcription preinitiation complex; nucleotide-excision repair factor 3 complex
Molecular function (GO): hydrolase activity; DNA binding; 3'-5' DNA helicase activity
Source: RefSeq, a predicted model, not a curated record
AAGUAGGUGGCGGUAAUGCACCAAUGUUGGGCGACAGCCAAAAACUGUGAAGAAGAAGACCACAGUAGCCGGAGGCAUGGACGUCACUAGAGGAGUUUUGAGAGACAUCAUUUAGCUAAUUUUGACUAGGCAGAGAGUGCGCCGCCAUGGUAAAAAAGGACAGGGGAGACCGGGAGAAGAAGAAGUCAAAGAAGCGGCCCUACGAGGAUGAGGAAGACGACGAAGAGCCACUGGGCAGCGAGCCUCAGGAGUCCAUACCGGCAGCUGCAGGGAAGCAAGUGGAUGAAUCCAGCACUAAAACGGAUGAGUAUGGGGCGAAGGACUAUCGCUUACAGAUGCUCCUAAAAAAUGAUCACACCUCCCGGCCUCUCUGGGUGGCUCCUGAUGGCCACAUCUUCCUGGAGGCGUUUUCACCGGUGUAUAAGUAUGCACAGGAUUUCCUGGUGGCUAUUGCUGAGCCCGUGUGCCGCCCGACACACGUCCACGAGUACAAGCUCACCGCCUACUCCCUGUACGCAGCGGUCAGCGUCGGCCUACAGACCUCUGACAUCAUAGAGUACCUGCAGAAACUUAGCAAGACCUCUGUACCCGAAGGCAUCGUGCAGUUCAUCAAGCUCUGCACUGUAAGCUAUGGGAAGGUGAAACUCGUACUGAAGCACAACAGGUACUUUGUGGAGAGCACAUUUCCUGAGGUGAUCCAGCGGCUCCUGCAGGACACUGUGAUUCGAGAGUGUCGUCUUCGCACCGCAGAUGGGGAUGACACCGAGCUCAUCACGGAGGUCAUCUCUAGCAAGCCAGCGAUUUCUAAGUCGGUGCAGGACAACGGAGGCCCCUCCACAUCGCAGGGAGCUGAUGGACAGCGCUCUGGGACUGAGGUCCCUGAGGACAUCUUCAGCUACUAUGAGCAGAUGGACAAAGAAGAGGAGGAGGAAGAGGAGACUCAGACUGUGUCCUUUGAGAUCAGACAGGAGAUGAUCGAGGAGCUGCAGAAACGCUGCAUCCAGCUGGAGUACCCCCUGCUGGCGGAGUACGACUUCCGCAAUGACACGGUGAACCCCGACAUCAACAUGGACCUGAAGCCCACCGCCGUCCUGCGGCCCUAUCAGGAGAAGAGCCUGCGCAAGAUGUUCGGCAACGGCAGAGCGCGCUCGGGGGUGAUCGUGCUGCCCUGCGGUGCUGGUAAGUCUCUGGUGGGUGUUACGGCAGCCUGUACAGUGCGGAAGCGCUGCCUGGUGCUGGGGAACUCCUCCGUCUCUGUGGAGCAGUGGAAGGCCCAGUUUAAGAUGUGGUCCACCAUCGACGACAGCCAGAUAUGCCGCUUCACGUCCGACGCCAAGGACAAGCCCAUCGGCUGCUCGGUGGCCAUCAGCACCUACUCCAUGCUGGGCCACACCACCAAGCGCUCGUGGGAGGCCGAGCGCGUCAUGGAGUGGAUGCGGAGCCAAGAGUGGGGUCUCAUUAUCCUCGACGAGGUGCACACCAUCCCUGCACGGAUGUUUCGGCGGGUGCUGACGAUCGUGCAGGCUCACUGCAAGCUGGGCCUGACGGCCACCCUGGUGCGAGAGGAUGACAAAAUCGUGGACCUUAACUUUCUGAUCGGGCCCAAGCUUUACGAGGCUAACUGGAUGGAGCUGCAGAACAAUGGCUACAUUGCCAAAGUGCAGUGUGCUGAGGUGUGGUGCCCGAUGUCCCCGGAGUUUUAUCGGGAGUACGUGGCGAUCAAGACGAAAAAGCGCAUCCUGCUGUACACGAUGAACCCCAACAAGUUCCGCGCCUGCCAGUUCCUCAUUCGCUUCCACGAGCGGCGCAACGACAAGAUCAUGGUCUUCGCCGACAACGUCUUUGCACUUAAAGAGUAUGCCAUUCGUCUGAACAAGCCCUACAUCUAUGGUCCCACCUCCCAGGGUGAGCGCAUGCAGAUCCUGCAGAACUUCAAGCACAACCCCAAGAUCAACACCAUCUUUAUCUCUAAGGUGGGAGACACGUCCUUCGACCUGCCCGAGGCGAACGUUUUGAUCCAGAUCUCCUCCCACGGGGGCUCCCGCAGACAGGAAGCCCAGAGGUUGGGCAGAGUGCUUCGCGCCAAGAAAGGAAUGGUUGCGGAGGAGUACAACGCCUACUUCUACUCGCUGGUCUCCCAAGACACCCAGGAGAUGGCCUACUCCACCAAGAGACAGAGGUUUCUGGUGGACCAGGGCUACAGCUUCAAGGUGAUCACCAAGCUGGCAGGUAUGGAGGAGGAGGACCUGAUGUUCUCCUCCAGGGAGGAGCAGCAGCAGCUCCUGCAGAAGGUCUUGGCAGCCUCAGACCUGGAUGCCGAGGAGGAGGUGACGAUGGGGGAGGUGGGCGGCAGCAGCAGACAGCAGUUCUCGCGUCGCGCGGGCACCAUGAGCUCUAUGUCCGGCGCCGACGACACGGUCUACAUGGAGUACCAGACCGCGCGCGGCAGCCGGGCCUCCUGCAACGCCAAGAACAUCCACCCGCUCUUCAAGCGCUUCCGGAAAUAGGGCUCCCCGGGUGACCGCUGGCCUGCGCGCCGAGCCGAGCCCCCUCCGAGCGUCGCGCGGGACUGCGUCCGUGGAAACGGAGAGCUGCUCUCCAGUCACCUGGAAGCUCAGGUUUACAGGCUCGUGGAGCGGAGGAGGAAAGCGGGAACAAUAAGAGCGCUGUACUGACUGCAGCGAAAGGAGGCCCCUGUGGAACAAGCCCUCGCGUCUCUGUGUGUCUCAGGGGAAUCCUUCUUCUCCAAGAACUGAGCCGUUAUUUGUUGCUUUUUGAUACAUUUGUUUUUUUGUUGGAGGCGUUUGCUUUUUUAAGGUCUUGUGACCAAGAAUUUCCCAUUCCCACUUAAAAUAAUGCUGCUUCACUUUUCAAUUUGUUACGUUAUAAACGUCCAAUGUACUGUAUUUACAAUGUAAUAUAAAGUGCUGUGUUGAUGUA